This is a messenger RNA of Stomoxys calcitrans (stable fly), 2330 nucleotides long. It is a transcript of the gene SdhA, whose product is annotated as succinate dehydrogenase [ubiquinone] flavoprotein subunit, mitochondrial. Lineage: Eukaryota; Metazoa; Arthropoda; Insecta; Diptera; Muscidae. Bases 202 to 2181 code for a protein of 659 amino acids. The transcript is spliced from 5 exons. Gene Ontology annotation, molecular function: flavin adenine dinucleotide binding; succinate dehydrogenase (quinone) activity; electron transfer activity. The record is from RefSeq and is a predicted model, not a curated record. Gene Ontology annotation, biological process: mitochondrial electron transport, succinate to ubiquinone; tricarboxylic acid cycle.
AGUCAAAGGCUACCACUUUUACAUCCCUCGAAGUAGUUGGGGAAAAUUGGUGCGGAAAAUAAAAUUACCUGCGGUGCGAUUUCAAAAAUUUUCGAAAAGAGGCGACUAACACCAAUUGACACGAGUCGCCCAACGAUUUUGGUAGUUUUGAAUUAAAUCACAAACAAAAGUAACGAUCGCUUAAUUUAUAAAUACAAAACAAUGGCCAGUUUAAUGAGGGUGCCAUCGAUUUUGGCCAAAAAUGCGGCUGCAAUGCUGCGUGCCUCAUCUGUUGUGCCACAACGUGAAUUAUCGAUAACUCAUGGCAAACGUGAUGCCUCGUCAAAGCCAGAUGCCAUCUCCAAGGAAUAUCCUAUUGUGGACCAUGCCUAUGAUGCCAUUGUUGUGGGUGCUGGCGGUGCAGGUUUGCGUGCUGCUUUUGGUUUAGUGGCUGAAGGUUUCAAAACAGCUGUCAUCACAAAAUUGUUCCCAACACGUUCGCACACAAUCGCCGCCCAGGGAGGCAUUAAUGCUGCCUUAGGAAACAUGGAAGAAGAUGACUGGAAAUGGCACAUGUAUGAUACAGUUAAGGGCUCUGAUUGGUUGGGCGAUCAAGAUGCCAUUCAUUAUAUGACACGUGAAGCACCCAAGGCUGUCAUUGAAUUGGAAAAUUAUGGUAUGCCCUUCUCUCGUACACCCGAUGGUAAAAUCUAUCAACGUGCCUUUGGUGGUCAAAGUUUGAAAUUCGGCAAGGGAGGCCAGGCUCACAGAUGCUGCGCUGUAGCUGAUAGAACUGGUCACUCUUUGUUGCACACCCUUUAUGGUCAAUCAUUGAGCUAUGAUUGCAACUAUUUUGUGGAGUAUUUCGCCUUAGAUUUAUUGAUGGAAAAUGGAGAAUGCCGCGGUGUUAUUGCCUUGAAUUUGGAAGAUGGCACCCUACAUCGUUUCCGUGCUCGCAAUACAGUCAUGGCAACUGGUGGUUAUGGACGCGCUUACUUCUCCUGCACCUCAGCUCACACUUGCACAGGUGAUGGCACCGCUAUGGUGGCUCGCCAAGGUUUGCCCUCUGAGGAUUUGGAGUUCGUACAAUUCCAUCCCACUGGCAUUUAUGGUGCUGGUUGCCUUAUUACCGAAGGUUGCCGCGGUGAAGGCGGUUAUUUGGUAAAUGCCAAGGGCGAACGUUUCAUGGAACGUUAUGCUCCAGUUGCUAAGGAUUUGGCCUCUCGUGACGUUGUUUCCCGCUCCAUGACUGUUGAGAUUAUGGAAGGCCGUGGUGUUGGUCCCGAAAAGGAUCAUGUCUACUUGCAAUUGCACCAUUUGCCCCCAGAGCAAUUGGCUCAACGUUUGCCCGGUAUUUCAGAGACUGCCAUGAUCUUUGCUGGUGUCGAUGUAACUCGCGAACCCAUCCCUGUGUUGCCUACAGUGCACUACAAUAUGGGUGGUAUUCCUACAAACUACAGAGGUCAAGUUUUGACCAUCGAUCAGAAUGGUAAUGAUAAGAUUGUUCCUGGCUUGUAUGCUGCUGGUGAGGCCGCUUGUUCUUCGGUACAUGGUGCUAAUCGUUUGGGUGCUAACUCUUUGUUGGAUUUGGUAGUUUUUGGACGCGCUUGCGCCAAGACCAUUGCCGAAGAAAACAAACCAGGUGCUACUCCCCCAUCUCUCAAGGAUAAUGCUGGUGAAAUGUCUGUUGCUAACUUGGACAAGCUGCGUCACGCUAAUGGCAGCAUUACCACCGCCGAUUUACGCUUAAAAAUGCAAAAGACAAUGCAGCAACAUGCUGCUGUCUUCCGUGAUGGCCCAGUACUUAAGCAAGGUGUUGAAAAGAUGACCUCCAUCUACCAAGAAUUCAAGGAUAUUAAGGUUGUAGAUAAAUCUAUGGUUUGGAACUCUGAUUUGGUAGAAACCUUGGAAUUGCAAAAUCUGUUAGCAAACGCCAAGAUGACUAUUGUGGCUGCCGAAAACCGCAAGGAAUCCCGUGGUGCUCAUGCCCGUGAAGAUUACAAGACACGCAUUGAUGAGUAUGACUUUAGCAAGCCUUUGGAAGGCCAACAAAAGGUACCCCUGGAGCAACAUUGGCGCAAACAUACUCUCCUAUGGGUUAGCGAUGAUAAGGGCACUGUUGAAAUCAAAUACAGACCUGUCAUCGACCACACUUUGGACGAUACUGUACAAACUGUGCCACCAGCAAUUCGCUCGUAUUAAAUUAUGUAUCCUAGCUGCUCCUCUCCCAUAUUUUUCGGUUUUAAAAAUUCCUUAACUUCCCUGCCCAUCAAUCUUUUGUAUAAGUUAAAUUAAAUAAUCAAUUAAACUACGACAAGCAACACACACAAACGUCUACUACCAACUAUAAA